Ochotona princeps (American pika) is the source of this 2093-nucleotide messenger RNA. It is a transcript of the gene FOXD2, whose product is annotated as forkhead box D2. Bases 118 to 1599 code for a protein of 493 amino acids. Gene Ontology annotation, molecular function: DNA-binding transcription factor activity, RNA polymerase II-specific; RNA polymerase II cis-regulatory region sequence-specific DNA binding. The record is from RefSeq and is a predicted model, not a curated record. NCBI's taxonomy places the organism in Eukaryota, Metazoa, Chordata, Mammalia, Lagomorpha, Ochotonidae. The transcript is spliced from 2 exons. Gene Ontology annotation, biological process: anatomical structure morphogenesis; cell differentiation; regulation of transcription by RNA polymerase II.
UGCCCGCCUCGGUCCCCCGCCCCCUCCCCGCCCGCGCGCAAAACACUCCGGACCCAGAGGCGGCGCGGCCGAGCCCGAGCCGCGGCCGGAGCGCAGCCCGAGAGCGGCGGCGGCACCAUGACCCUGGGCAGCUGCUGCUGCGAGAUCAUGUCCUCCGAGAGCUCCCCGGCCGCGCUGUCCGAGGCCGACGCAGACAUAGACGUGGUGGGCGGCGGCGGCGGCAUCGGAGGGGGGGAGCUCCCAGCCCGCUCCGGGCCCCGCGCCCCCCGGGACGUGCUCCCCCACGGCCACGAGCCUCCCCCGGAGGAAGCGGAGGCAGACGUCGCCGAGGACGAGGAGGAGUCGGGUGGCUGCUCGGACGGCGAGCCCCGCGCCGUAGCGCCCCGGGGGGCGGCGGCGGCCACAGGAAGCCCAGGGCCCGGCGCGGCGUCGGCGGCGGCCAGGGGCGCGGCGGGGCCCGGGCCGGGACCGCCGUCGGGGGGCGCGGCGACGCGGAGCCCGCUGGUGAAGCCGCCCUACUCGUACAUCGCGCUCAUCACCAUGGCCAUCCUGCAGAGCCCCAAGAAGCGGCUGACUCUGAGCGAGAUCUGCGAGUUCAUCAGCGGCCGCUUCCCCUACUACCGGGAGAAGUUCCCCGCCUGGCAGAACAGCAUCCGCCACAACCUCUCGCUCAACGACUGCUUCGUCAAGAUCCCCCGCGAGCCGGGCAACCCGGGCAAGGGCAACUACUGGACGCUAGACCCGGAGUCGGCCGACAUGUUCGACAACGGCAGCUUCCUGCGGCGCCGCAAGCGCUUCAAGCGGCAGCCGCUGCCGCCGCCGCACCCGCACCCGCACCCAGAGCUGCUGCUGCGCGGCGGGGCCGCUGCUGCGGGAGACCCCGGCGCCUUCCUGCCGGGCUUCGCCGCCUACGGCGCCUACGGCUACGGCUACGGGCUGGCGCUCCCGGCCUACGGCGCGCCGCCCCCGGGGCCAGCCCCGCACGCGCACCCGCACCCACACCCGCACGCCUUCGCUUUCACCGCGGCCGCUCCGUGCCAGCUGUCGGUCCCCCCGGGCCGCGCCGCGGCGCCUCCACCCGGACCUCCGACUGCCUCCGUGUUCGCCGGCACAGCCUCGGCUCCGGCUCCUGCGCCUGCCCCGGGGUCCGGCCCGGGCCCCGCAGGCCUGCCCGCCUUCCUGGGCGCCGAGCUGGGCUGCGCCAAAGCCUUCUACCCUGCGUCCCUGAGCCCUCCCGCCGCCGGCACCGCGGCGCUCCUGCGCCAGGGCCUCAAGACGGACGCGGGCGGAGGUGCGGGCGGCGGGGGCGCAGGAGCCGGGCAGAGGCCUUCCUUCUCCAUAGACCAUAUCAUGGGCCACAGCGGCGGCGGCGGCGGCGGCGGGACCGCACCCCCAGCCGGAGGCGAGGGCUCCCCGGUGCCUCCGUUCGCGACCGCCGCGGGGCCCGGGGGUCAAGCCCAGGUCUUGGCCAUGCUGACUGCCCCGGCCCUUGCUCCGGUGGCCGGCCACAUCCGCCUCUCGCACCCCGGGGACGCGCUCCUGUCCUCAGCGCCCCCGUUUGCCGGCAAAGUCGCUGGCCUCAGUGGCUGCCACUUCUGACCGCCAGCGGGCUCUGGGCCAGGAAGUUCGCACCCCCUGAAGCCUAAGCAGUGUCUACACCAGCGAAGCCGACGCAGAGGUGAAGCUGGGAGGCUCCGCAGAAACCCAGAGCCCAGCCCACAGCCCACUGAGGAAAAACCCUGUCUCUUUUGUUUGGGUGCUUCUAAAGGAACUCUUCGCCGUUCCUGGGUGGCCGGCGGGGCCCAGCUGUCCACGGCCAGCAGCUUUCUGCCAUAUUUAUUGUAGCUAAAGGCAGUGAGGGUGGGUGGAAGAGGUUAGGCAGGGGUCUGUAAUUAUGUGUAAAUACCUGUACAGCAGGCUGCUUGCCGCCUUCUCUGUCCACUGGCUGUGCAUUGAGUUAGACUUCUCCACCUGGAGCAGUUUGUGAAGUCGUCGAAUGGUUUGUGUGGAAGAAACAAAAAAUCUGAUCCCAGUGCCCACCUUCCCCAGCUCCCUGUUGGUGUCAAUUGAAUAAAUGUCUGUGAACUUGCGCA